This is a messenger RNA of Aspergillus fijiensis CBS 313.89, 1226 nucleotides long. Its product is annotated as SDR family NAD(P)-dependent oxidoreductase. Bases 53 to 850 code for a protein of 265 amino acids. Gene Ontology annotation, molecular function: oxidoreductase activity. The transcript is spliced from 2 exons. NCBI's taxonomy places the organism in Eukaryota, Fungi, Ascomycota, Eurotiomycetes, Eurotiales, Aspergillaceae. The record is from RefSeq and is a predicted model, not a curated record.
GUUAAGAUCGCUCUUCCUCAACCCUAUCCCCAACCACAAGAAUUAACACAACAUGGCAGCGAGCAUGUCCACCCAUCAGGGCAAAGUCUACGCCAUCACCGGCGCCGCCUCCGGCAUCGGCCACGCCAUCGCCAUCCACCUCGCCCACCUCGGCGCCCGCCUUGCGAUAACCGACCUCUCCCAAUCGGGUCUCGACGCCCUCGUCACUGAACUAGAGCCCCUCAUCGGCAAGACAAACAUCCUGGCCCGCCCCGCUGACAUCUGCGACCGCUCCGCCGUUGAGUCCUGGCUCGCCGCCACCGUCACCCACUUCGGCCGCCUGGACGGCGCAAUCAACACAGCGGGCGCGCACCCGCGCGAAUCCGGCCAGCAACCCAUCUGGAACGUGACAGACGAGGAUUGGGAUUUCGCCCAGCGGGUCAACGUGCAGGGUACGCUGAAUCUCGUCCGCGCGGCGCUGAAGUACCUGGUAGAUGCGGUCGGUCGACAGGAGAUUUCCACAGGGUCCGUCGUGGUCUUCGGUAGUAAUGCGUCGGUCACGGGGGCGCCGAACCUGUCGGCAUACACGACGAGUAAGCAUGCGGUGCUGGGGAUCAUGCGCUCCGCCGCGAUGGAUGCGGCGCCGUAUGGGGUGCGGGUUAAUGCGGUUUGCCCGGGUCCGAUUGAUACACCUAUGUUGCGGAAUGCGGUCUCGGAGAGUCUGAUGAAGACGCUGGUCAACGCUAUUCCUAUGAAAAAGGUAGGGUCGACAAAGGAGGUGGUAGGGUUGGUGACUUAUUUGCUGGAUGAGAGCUCGGGGUUCACGACCGGAGGUGUGCACAUGGUUGAUGGGGGGAUGACGGCGGCAUGAUGACAAUGAGAAUUCGUACAGAAUGACUCGGAAAGGUCUUGAAGAAGGGUCUGCAACCAUUCCUGUGGAGCCUUAUUAUGGCGACAUGGCUAGAAAGAACAGCCGUGGCUGUUUUCAUUUCUUUGAGGUUUGUUCUGGAUGACUGAUAUUGCGAUCGGUAUUGGCCUCAUCGAGCUACUGGCAAGCACCCGUCGUCAUGGUUCGAUGGUGAACAUGGCUAGAUUGGAAGAAGAUGGCAUAGUUAACAUGGAACAAUGAGGAGAGCGCAUGGCCUUGGAGAAUGAAGAUGACGCGAGUGAGACAUUCUCACACCGUCUGCUCGAACCUCUUUGUCGGUCAUGCGGAAGGCUGCCCUAAGCCAGAGCCUACUAUGUAG